Molecule: messenger RNA, 1290 nt
Organism: Medioppia subpectinata
Lineage: Eukaryota; Metazoa; Arthropoda; Arachnida; Sarcoptiformes; Oppiidae
Source: the annotation of a GenBank genome assembly
AUGGCUUCGCCACCAAAACUAGUAUUCGAUAGACUGAAACACAAUUUGCAUGACAUUGUUAUCCGAUCUGAAGAUGGGGUUGAGUUCAAGUGUCAUAAAUUGAAUCUGAAGAAUGCGUGCGAACUCUUGGAGUUGUCGUAUAUCUAUAACGCGGAACAGUUGAGGAGAUGUUCUUUGGAUUUCAUUUGCAUUAAUUUACAAACUCUUAUCGAAACGAAAUCUAUUGAUGUGUUGAGUGAGGAAGCGUUGAAAGACUUGACAGAAUGCUAUCAGAAUCUUAUUACUCGACCCCGUAAUCGACGGAUAAGACGAUACUCUUAUGCGCCAAAUGCCGAACAAUUAGAACAAAUUUAUUCAUUAUUUGAUGCGAGCGUUGAAUUCAGUGUGAAUUUAGAGGAGAAGAAAGCGAUUCUCAAUAAGAGAGCUAACGAUAUAAAGCGCCACAAGAAGUCCAAUCGGCAGCGAAUUGAGUCCAACUCAUCCGAUGUGAUGGACUCCGAGUACUCACAGACAUCGAAGCUGUCGGUCAGUUCACCGAAAGAUGAGUCCGAACUGAGAAGACGUAUGAAUUGUGAAUCUGAAAAACCGAUGCAAACAAUUGCUGUUUCUAUGAAUUCUUCAAUCAAACCAAAGAAAUCCCAAACUCUAAGUCUGUCUGAAUUUCAAACGACAAAUACUGUCAGUCCUCCCGAAAUAUCAGUUAAACAAAAGCCAAUCACUUGGGGUAUGACUUCAUUGGCAAAACCGAUUCAGUUCUCUAUGAAAGACAUCAUUUCAGAAGAAGAGACAAAAUUGACAAAAAUCACAAAAUUUAAACCAAACUCAAUGCCUAAAGAGGCGCCGAUUGUGCGCCAAAAUCCGAUACCAAUACCGAAAACAUCGCAAAAUCGAAACAAUUAUCGGAAACCGAAUGAUAUGUCGUUUUCAAUGGACUCUAAUUCUCCGAAAUCGUUCGCACAAAUGGCUGUUUCGCCGCCAAAAUCGUUGUCCAAUCCUUGGAAAUCAAAGGACAGCCCAUCGCCGACCACCGCAUCCAUUGAUCAGUCAUUUCUUCGUAAUUAUCCACAAAUGGCUACCAUUUCUAUGAAAGAUAUCGUUCGCGAAGAGGAGGAACAGAUCCAAAAUCUUCGCGCACUUCAGACAAAGCCUUUGCAUUUGAUUAGUAUAGAAGACAAAGCUAUUGAAGAGUUGCUCACUUUUUACAAAGCGAACGCCAAUCCCGACGAAUGCAUUACUGUUGAAAGGGUGUCCACACGAAUGGCUGAACCCGUUUGGACUCGCAAUCAGUGA